GUAACAAUGGCGACCGUGAUAGAACGUAAAUGAUUAACUUUCAAGUUUUAUAUCAUCAUUUAGGAUACUAUACAUACAUUUUAUCAGUUCAAUAACUCUCCCAGAACAAGGAAAUACGGAAGAAACAGGAAUGACCUAAGCCCACUGGCCUUCUCUUUGGGGCCAGGUAGUUACCUAGAUCGUCUUGACGAACCUUGAAACCCAGAUUAGUAGCGUCAAGGCCUGACCUCCUAUUGUUCCUUUUCAGGCCAAUAGCCUCCAAAAUGGACUAGGCUAGUUGCAAGCAAAGGAGUAGGUAGUGAGCCUAAUAAAAAAAUGACUGAUUCACAUGGUGGGGGAGCAGGAUGUCAGGGUGGCGGAGUGCGCACCAGAACCUAUCCUUCCAUUACAUCAGUGGAACGAGGGGGGAAUGGAGGUGGAAGUGGAAGUAACUCAUCCUCUGGUUUUCCUCGAAUGUCUCUCCGCUCUUUAUUGCUCAAUUCUCCUUUCUCUAUUCGUACUCGGUCCAAGAGAGUCAGGACUCCAACGUCAUCACAUAAGUUAUCAAUUGAACCAGAGAGUGGCACUGAUUCAUCAGGCUUGUUCUUUGAGAGUACUGGUGGGGAAACAAGCAGUUGGAGUUCCAUUAGAAGGCAUCAGAUGAAUGGUACAAGGGGCAUUAAUGGAAGUAGACGUGGUUCAAGAGGAGGACCUUCCCGUGGAGAUUCAUCUUCUUCAGAAGGGGGUGCUUGUGGUGGGAGUAACAGCAGCAAUGGUGGAUGUAUUGGGGGAGCAUAUGGUAGCUUAACAACAGAUGGUAUCCCUGGGGAAGGUGGUGUAAGAGAAUGCUCACUAUGUUUACAAGAGGUGGCAGUAGAUAUGUUCCCACAUCUACUUUCCUGUCCACAUUCUGCUUGUCUUCCGUGUCUCAAACAAUAUCUAAAAGUGGAAAUAACUGAAUCUAGAGUGAAUAUUAGCUGUCCACAAUGUCAUGAACUCAUGCAUCCUACUGAUAUUCAUCAGAUUGUUGACAAUGCAUUAUUAUCGUACAAGUUUGAAGAUUUUAUGCUUCGAAGGGUGCUGUCCAUGGAUCCUGAUACACGUUGGUGUCCAGCGCCAGACUGUGGGUAUGCUGUUGUUGCAUCUGGGUGUGCUGGCUGUCCAAAACUAAAAUGUGAGCGUCCUGGGUGUGGAACCUAUUUCUGUUAUCAUUGUAAAGCAGAGUGGCAUCCCAAUCAGACCUGUGAUAUGGCAAGAGCUCAGAGGUCACCCAAUGUCCUUCUUUCUUCUUUUAAUCAUCUCCAUGACAUUCAGAAUAGUGAAGGUGUCAAAGCUUGCCCCAGAUGUCAGGUCCUGAUCAUGAAAAUGGAUGAUGGUUCCUGCAAUCAUAUGACGUGUAGUGUUUGUGGGGCUGAAUUUUGCUGGUUGUGCAUGAAAGAGAUUUCUGAUCUUCAUUACCUCAGUCCGUCUGGCUGUACCUUCUGGGGAAAAGAGACGUGGUCUAGAAAAAAGAAGAUACUUUGGCAGUUGGGCACUCUAGUAGGUGCUCCACUUGGUAUUGGGCUGGUGGCUGGUCUUGCUGUGCCUGCUAUGAUCAUAGGAAUCCCUAUCUGGGUUGGACGUAAACUUCAUGCUCGCUAUUCUACAGGUAGUCGUCACCGUCGUAAUUUAGCAGUUGUUGGUGGAGUCACAGCUUCAGUUGUUAUAUCUCCUGUGUUGGCAGGACUUGCUGUAAGCAUAGGUGUGCCAAUUUUAUUAGCUUAUGUGUAUGGUGUAGUCCCCAUUUCUUUGUGUCGUUCUGGAGGAUGUGGUGUAUCAACAUCAGGUGGAGAAGUUCGGAUUGCCUUUGAUGAUGAAAAUGACAUGGUCUUUGGUAUUCCUGGGAGACAGUCAGAAUUGAGUCAUAUUGGUGGAGGGACAGCCAGUAUUGGUGAAGUAUCUUGCGGUGCCUCCCUUUCUGCUGACUCUGCUGCUCACGUCCUUGCUGAUAGCGACCGUGAGUCUGCUAGUAAUACUGCCAUUGCUCCAGCCUCUCUUACUGGCUCCAUAGCAUCCUCUUGUAUAUCUAGAACCAACAGAUUAGAAGUGCAUGUAGACAUUGCUCAUGGUGCACGUUCUAUAGCAAGUGGGGAAACUGCUUCAUUGGCAAUAUCGGAAAGAUCCACACAUACAGUAGACACAGAGAAUGCCUCUGUGAGGGGCCUUGCUGGUUCUCUCCUUCAGUACAAGCAGGUUUCCGAGAGUGAGGCCGAAGAAGAUACUGGAGCAGGAGGAGACAGUGCAAGUCGGGUGCUUGAGGAAGGUGUUGGAGUUAGCCCACAUGUCACUAGUCUCUACAUUCACUCUAUCCCUCCUUCAGCAAGUGACAAUAAUUCUGCUGUAUUAGCAAACGAUAGCAGUAAUGACCAAGGUGCAGCUGAUCUACGUCUUGAUAGUGUUAGUGCUAUCAUAACUGCUCGACAGUAUUCAAGACGGCACAGUUCUUCUAGUAAAGGUGUUACAUUUGUAGGAGACAGUCUUGAAGCUAGUGAUCAUAUAGCACUAACAUUAGAUGAUGAUGAUGAUCAUGAAGAUGUGACUUCUCUAGGUCAUGAGGACUGUACUAUUAGCACUUACAGUAAUAAUGUUCCUGUGGUUAUGGAAGUGCAUCUUGAUAAGGAAAAAGUCAUAAAUUCUGUGAAAAAUCCUGUUUUGAGAUCCAUGCAUAGAAAUUUUGUAUGCAGUAGCAGCACAUCUACUUUGCCAUCAGUCCAUCAUAGUGAAAGUGCUGACAAAAGUAAAACAGAACCAAGCAAGCGUCGAGCAUCUAGUGUUGAAGGAAAGAGAAACUCUGAUAAACCAUUGAGAUGUGAAUCAUUUCCCAAGUUGGAGAAUCAGUGAGUCUGUGAUACUUUAUUGUACUCUUCCUUUUUUAUUCCAUAAUGAAUAAAACAAGGAUAUAAAAAUCAUUUUAAGUGUGAUAUCCCAGAUGGGAAAAGCUUUACAUUAAAAAUAAGCACAAAAUAGUGUAUAUUGAGAUUUAAGAUAUGCGAGGUCCCACAAAGACUAGAAAGGUGUUACAUGUCAGAAAUGUGGUAUAAGUGAUUGUAAAUAGUUCUCAAAGCUGUGACAGUGUCAGGAAUAUCAAUAUUCCUUUAAUAUGCCUAUGUUUCAGUCAUUUGUUAUGUUAUAUUGUCUCUUCAGUAUAAUUUUUGUAAAGGUAACUACAUUCAAAGGUGUAAGUGCUUUUGCUCUGAAUUAGCCUAAAACAUUAUGAUGCUUAUGACUUGUGUGGAUUUAUUUACACCUUCACAAGCAUUUUCAUUGAUUCCUUUGCAUUUGCUUUUACAGUUAUUAAUAAUGUUUUUAUUUACAUACACACACACAAAGUCUAGAAUUUGAUACUUUGGUUAAUUGAAUGCAUUAGACUUACUGAAAUGCUGGUGUAGGCAGGUUCACAAACAUCAAUACAGUAAUAAACUAAAGCUGUUUGGAGACAUUAAUCAUUUAUUUUACGUCUUUGGAAUAUAUACAGUAUUUAAGCACAAACAUUGUAUGUGUAUAUAUAUAUAUACAUAUACACACACAUACUCUCACAGGCAGUCCCUGGUUAUCGGUGGGGUGCUGAUAAGCAAAAACUGCCAUUAAUUGAAACUUGGCGAUUCAUGGCACUUAUGGCGCCGAUCAUCAGUUAAUGGACACCCCUGUUAGGUAUUUUAUGGAGCCAUAAAUCACCAAUUUAAAACCCAGUCGCCAAUAACCGAGGCCACUGAUAACUAGGGAUAUAUUAUAUAUAUAUGUGUGUGGAAGGAAUUACAUCAUGAAAAUUAUUAGGAAAGUCACUUUAACUGUCCUUAUUUUACUAUGUAAAAGCUUAGUCAAAUUGAAA
Molecule: messenger RNA, 3847 nt
Organism: Macrobrachium nipponense
Lineage: Eukaryota; Metazoa; Arthropoda; Malacostraca; Decapoda; Palaemonidae
Product: E3 ubiquitin-protein ligase RNF19B-like
Exons: 14
Coding region: 316-2859 (847 amino acids)
Biological process (GO): positive regulation of proteasomal ubiquitin-dependent protein catabolic process; protein polyubiquitination; ubiquitin-dependent protein catabolic process
Cellular component (GO): cytoplasm; ubiquitin ligase complex
Molecular function (GO): ubiquitin protein ligase activity; zinc ion binding; ubiquitin conjugating enzyme binding
Source: RefSeq, a predicted model, not a curated record